UUCCAGGCGAAAGUCCACGCCUCCAUGCUCUGGGCCAUAGGGAAGGCUUACGGCGGAAUGGUGCCUCCUGAGCUGCAGUGGCCGUUCUUCACAGAUGACGAGGGUACAGAACAGCUGACACCGUUGUUGGUUGGCAUGCUGACAGCAGGAGAGCUGUACUGCAUGAUCUGUCAUUGUUGACAUGUUUGUUGUUGUUGUUUACAGGGUACAGAACAGCUGACACCGUUGCUAGUUGGCAUGUUGACAGCAGGAGAGCUGUACUGCAUGAUCUGUACCCAGAUGUUCCGUGAGCCGUGUGACUGGGGAGGACACUGGAGUGUGAUCCAGGCGCUGAGUCGGAGAGGCAUCCAGGCCAUGGAGGAUGAGGAAAACGGGGUCUCACAGGAGAACUUACAGGAGGCACAGCCGAUAAACCUGAAGUCUCACCUGGCUGUGUUAGAUGCCUUGAUGGAGGCUUACAUUAACGAGGUCAUCAGUAUUGAGGGAGUCGUCACAGCAGUCAAGAAAUUUGCGACGUUCAAUGCAUCCCAGGAGCUGCCGUAUGACAUGGAGGAUGCCCUGCUGUUCUGGUUAAAUAAAGUGGGGAGAACUCUACAGGACAGGAGGGGCAGUAAGAAGGCGAACGACCCGGAGGGCGGUGACCCCAGUGGCUGGGACCUCCCCACACUGGAUGACAUCUUGAAGGACCUGAGUGACGGGCGGGUGCUUCUUGCUGUGCUCUGCUUCUACUGUCCCAACCACAUCCGCCCUGAAGAUGGCCAGCUGGGUUCCCUGAUUUCGAUGUCGGAGUCAGUGCGAAACCUGUCGUUGGUGCGGCGGUUUUGUGACCAGCACCUUGGAGCCAUGUUCCACCUGUCUUACGAGGAUGUUCUUUACAGUCCGGAGGUGCUCAAGCCCAACAUCAAGGCAUUCAUCGCUGAGCUGUUCUGGUGGCUAGAAGUGAUCCGACCGGAUAUCGUACAGCCUGCACUAACCAACCAUCAACAAACAAUUCCGUUAGAAGCAGAAAUGUCCUCCACACCGACCCGAGCCCGUCCGCGCCCAAACGUCCCCAUCAGCAAGGCGACGAAGAGGAGCUUCCAGACUCCGGACCGCGACUCUCCGAGUAACCUAAGCAUCACUCCAUCCCACAGCAGCCCAGAUAUCAGCAGACACACACCGCUUCUGGCACUCAGACAUCGCGCAAAACAGAACAGUCAGCAGGGGGAGGGUGAAGAAGUUCUCCACCCUUUAAGAAGAUCCAACUCCUUGAACUCUGCCUCAGAUGCGAGUGUGAAGGGUUCUGUCAUGGCCUGGCCAGAGGUUGCCAAUAGCAACGGGGGAUUGCCACGCCCAGGUCAUGUUGGCCAUGAGUCCCAACAGGAUAUGGACCUGGAGAGCGUUUCCUCCCGACCAGAGUCUCGCUCCGACCGAGCGGACAGUAGCAUGGCUUCACAGGACUCCCAGGCACCGCGGGAACCAUUGAUGCCUGCGGUUCUCAGACCAUCCAAGGAGAAAAGCAACGCUUGUAAAAAGGAGGACGAACUAGGAGAGGGUCCGGACAAGUCUGUGACAAAAAUCGACCGGACCGGGCGGCUUCGCCACACAGUGGUGUCAAGUGACAUGGACACGAUGGAUCAGAUUACGCCCAUCAGCGAAUCGACAGCGGCAGGAAUCCCCAUUAUCGAUGACAAUGUUGUCGGGAGGGCAUCAGUUGACGAAGAGGGCAAUCCUGGAAAUGCAGAAGACGCAGGGGAUGUUGUAGAAUCGCCCAAACUUCACAGCGAGACUUUGGACAAGGAGUCGCUCCAAAAGGAGUCAAUCCCAAGAGAGUCGCUGCAGAUGGAUUUCCUCCAGAGAGAUCAUUCUGUUCCGAUCCAGACAUGGGGGAAGGGCGACAAGAACUGUAGUAACGGCAACGGCGUUCCCACGGCAACGACCCCGCAGGAGGUUAAGGUCGCGACCUCCGGGCACGUGACGACCUGGGGGCGGAACAGAGCGUCGAGGGGGAGCACUCCGGAGGAACAGGAGAACGGUCACGGGACGCAGCCUCUCGCCUCGCAGAUGGUGAAGCUGAGACUAAAAUUAGAAGAGAAAAGGCGGACGAUCGAGAAUGAGAAGAAGAAGAUGGAGCUUCAGUGGAACAGGCAGAGACAGAGAGUCGGGAAGGCGGCGUUCUUGCACGUCAUUUCUCAGAAGAAGGCCCCCACGCCGACGAAAGAACCUCCGCCGGAAAACUACCACUACGACCGAGAGGACAACAACGGGAGGAUUCGGUUCGACAAGAAUGAAGUCAGCGGUCCGUGUAUGACCGGAUUCGCCUCAGCGAAUUCUGCCAUUCCAGAAGAGGUCGUUACAGAGGUUAACCGGGAACCUGCGUUUGCUCCAAAACAGUCCCACGAUAUCCCGAUGUCGCCCAACGAAGCCACAAGCCCAGGUGAAGUCAUUGAUCUGAACGAAUACAACACCUCGUUGGAAAGGCUGAACAGCGAUCUCUCGCUUAUUCAGAAGGAAAUUGCUCGGUUGUCUCAACAUCAGGAUACCCUAAAGAGCCAGUCAUCACCCCCGGCGAAGGAAAGAGUGCCGUCAUCACCUAGAGUAAAACCUGUUGUUUCCAAGUCAUCACCGAAAAGCAAAGAGAAAAAUGUUUCGUCCACACCCAAACUGACUCAUGCGAACGUUGCAGGCACGGUGUCUAUUCCGUCGUCGGUUUCAUCGAACCAAUCACGCUCCUCAAAAAAGCAACAAGGCAGAGUAACAGUGAUGGAAGCGUCACCGACUAUCGAACAUGUGCAGCACCGGAGAUUGGCGGCCAGCCAAUCGGACCAGACCCUGGGAUUGGGGUCCUCUGGGCCACAGUUUGAGGCAGAGAUUCCCAGGAGCGAAUCAGAGCAAGGGCCGACGACGUCACAUGUUAAUCACGAGAACAGUGCCGUGAAUGUCCAGACAACGUAUGACAGUACAGUGGAACAGUGGGCGAUGACGGGGGAGGUUUGUAAACCAGAAGACAGUAGGGAGGAGGCCGUCUUACCCGAGAGCCCCGGAGCAGAGGGCAAAGCUGCCGCUGUGGGCUUCUUCUCUUUUAACUCCGCAGAUGCAGAUAAGACAAAAGAAGAGGAGAUGAGCAGAAAACGUGAGCAGUUCCUGCGAGCACGGAUGAAGCGGGAGGAACAGCUGAAGGCCAGACAGAUGGAGAGGGAGGCUGAGCAGGAGAGGGAGAGGGAGGAGAGAAAACGUCGUCAGGAAGAGGCCGAACAAAGAAAGGCGGAGGAAAAGGCGCGAAAGGAGCUGAUUUAUCAGGAGUACCAACGGAGAAAACACGAACAAGAGAUGGCACAGCAGCAGCAAAGGAAGGGAGCACGGCCCAAAAAAUCCCGCCCCAAGUCUGGGCCUCCUGUGGAUACACACAAGGGGUCGUCUUCAGGAGGCUCCCGGCCGGCGAGUGUUGUUGAAAGUCAUGAUGGGACGAGCGGCAGCUCUGGGAGUGGGAGGAAGACUCCAGACUGGGAACAGUCGUCACAAUCAUCAACUAGUGAAUAUACAGGUCCGAAGCUGUUUGUGAAGCCGAGCACCAAGUCCAACCGGCACAUCAUCAUCAACGCGCUGAAGGACUGCUGUCUGGCUGGAGAGGUCAAUAACCAGGUCAAGGGGAAAGUGUUAGAGGCUCUUGCCAUGUCCGAGUCUUUCCACUACGUGAUUCUGUUCCGCGACGCGCGGUGCCAGUUCCGAGCAGUUUACUCUUACAACCCUGAGAACGAGAAAAUCCACAAACUGGUGGGAAACGGGCCAUCCAGCAUCCAGGGGAAGAUGAUCAACAGCCUUUACAAGUACAAUAGUGGAGGGAAACAGUUUGUAGGAAUUCCUUCCAAAACGAUGUCAGUCAGCGUCGACGCUUUAACCAUCCACAACCACCUGUGGCAGAGUAAGAAGUCGGGGAAGUGAACGCUCUACGCCGCUUUUCAUACCGUCUCAGAUGCGACGGCCACUUGUAUGCGUCGCUUCCUGUCGUUUGCAGCUAUACCAACUUUCAACAAUCAUGUAUUUAGGAAAAAGCCAUUCGAUAAUCUGGAUACAUUUAAAUGUUUCCUGCACUGCUAGUACGUCCUUUCAAAGGUUGCAGUCAGUCUCUAUCUGUUAACCAUUACUCCACCAAGGGUGUACCCAUGUACCAAAUUUUUGUUGGUGACAGCAGAAGGUAGCAGGGUUGGGGUUAACCAUUUCCUUGCUAAGGGUGUGCCUGUGUACCACAUUUUUGUUGGUCACAGUAGGGUUUGUUUUAACUUGCUGUAAGCUAAGGGUGCACAC
This is a messenger RNA of Branchiostoma floridae (Florida lancelet), 4284 nucleotides long. RefSeq names its product calmodulin-regulated spectrin-associated protein 1-B-like. The record is from RefSeq and is a predicted model, not a curated record. The coding region runs from base 238 to 3921 and encodes 1227 amino acids. Lineage: Eukaryota; Metazoa; Chordata; Leptocardii; Amphioxiformes; Branchiostomatidae. The transcript is spliced from 19 exons. Gene Ontology annotation, cellular component: microtubule minus-end. Gene Ontology annotation, biological process: negative regulation of microtubule depolymerization; cytoplasmic microtubule organization; neuron projection development. Gene Ontology annotation, molecular function: calmodulin binding; microtubule minus-end binding; spectrin binding.